Molecule: messenger RNA, 972 nt
Organism: Toxotes jaculatrix (banded archerfish)
Lineage: Eukaryota; Metazoa; Chordata; Actinopteri; Toxotidae
Product: protein LBH-like
Exons: 5
Coding region: 363-683 (106 amino acids)
Source: RefSeq, a predicted model, not a curated record
UGUAACUUCACCGGUAGCCCAGCGCGCCCCGCCGCCUGUCGCCCACAACAGCCCGCAUCAUCAUCACCAUCAUCAUCAUCAUCACCAUCCUCAUCCUCAUCCUCAGCAGCAGCAUCAGUGUGAUGAAGCAGCGGAGGACGGAGACCUUCCUGCUCUGAGACACUGGAUCAGCCCGCAGACAGGUGAUGAUACACACUGAUGAGCCCAAACAUUAAGACCACCCCUGCCUAAAAUGCUGUUGGGCCUUCAUGUGGCACUAAAACAGCUUGAACCCACCAAAGCCUGGACUGUACAAGACCUCCGAGGGUGGCGUGAUACCUGUGGUGUCUGGUAGUAAGCAGAUAAUCAGCGUCAUUCAUCGGAUGACUGAGGUGAUGAACUCUCUGGAGCCGGGGACGGAGGACUUCAGCGGGGGAGGAGCAGGUGGAGAUCAGGGCACAAUCUUCCCAGAUACCCAUGAAAGGUAUCCAAAGCUGUCCAAGAGGCUUCCCUCCAUCGUGGUGGAGCCGACAGACGGAGCCGAGGUGGAGAGCGGAGAGCUCCGCUGGCCGCCCGACGAGCCGAGCUCUCUGGACGCCCAAACCGAGAGGCAGAGUGCAGAGGAACAAACUGCAGAUGAGGAGGAGUCGAGUGUCGGCGCGGAUGAAGAGGCUUCAGGGGCGGAGGCGCAGGACUCCAACUGAGCAGACUCUCCUCCUGUGAAAUCCACUGUUACUGUGAGUGUGUCCAGACUUGGAUGAGUUAAAGAGAGUUCUGUAGAAGAGCACGUUGUGUGGAUAGAGAGAUCACGGAGACAGAGGAGGAAUGGUAGAAAAACAGAUUCCCAAACCCCAGCUCACGGGCUUGGAGCCAGAGUCGAGUCGGCAACUUCAGAAUAAAUUUACAGAAGGUGUUUUUCUUUUCAUGUACACAUCUGUGCUGAUGAAGGAGCUUUUUAUGACACAUGUACGCCAAUAAAGAUGAUUGAAGGGA